This is a messenger RNA of Motacilla alba alba, 7613 nucleotides long. It is a transcript of the gene ELAVL1, whose product is annotated as ELAV like RNA binding protein 1. The coding region runs from base 112 to 1206 and encodes 364 amino acids. Gene Ontology annotation, molecular function: RNA binding. The transcript has 7 exons. Lineage: Eukaryota; Metazoa; Chordata; Aves; Passeriformes; Motacillidae. Gene Ontology annotation, cellular component: ribonucleoprotein complex. The record is from RefSeq and is a predicted model, not a curated record.
GCGGGCGGUGCGGGGGCGGGGCCGUGGCGCUGGAGCGGCUCGUUGUGCGCUGCGGACCGAUCGCCUUCCGCUGCCCGGGCCCGGCCGCCGCCGCCGCAGAUAUAUUGUAAAAUGUCCAAUGGUUAUGAAGAUCACAUGGCUGAAGAUUGCAGGGAUGAUAUUGGUAGGACAAAUUUAAUUGUGAACUACCUUCCUCAGAACAUGACACAGGAUGAAUUACGGAGUCUAUUCAGCAGCAUCGGCGAAGUGGAAUCUGCAAAACUUAUUCGGGACAAAGUUGCAGGACACAGCUUAGGCUACGGCUUCGUGAACUACGUAACUGCAAAAGAUGCUGAAAGAGCAAUAAACACACUGAAUGGCCUCAGACUUCAGUCAAAAACUAUCAAGGUUUCCUAUGCCCGCCCAAGUUCUGAAGUUAUCAAGGAUGCUAAUUUAUAUAUCAGUGGCCUGCCCCGGUCAAUGACACAGAAGGAUGUAGAAGAUAUGUUUUCCCGUUUUGGGCGCAUCAUCAAUUCACGUGUGCUUGUGGAUCAAACCACAGGUUUGUCCAGAGGGGUCGCAUUUAUCCGGUUUGACAAAAGGUCAGAAGCAGAAGAGGCAAUUACAAAUUUCAAUGGUCACAAACCCCCAGGUUCCUCCGAGCCCAUUACAGUGAAGUUUGCAGCCAACCCUAACCAGAACAAAAAUGUGGCACUGUUGUCGCAGCUGUGUCAUUCUCCAGCUAGACGGUUUGGAGGGCCAGUGCAUCACCAGGCACAGAGAUUCAGGUCAGCAGAGAAUCAGGAUCUGCCACCGCCCUGCUCUUGGCAGAGAGCAGCUCGUGUACCGCUUUUAAGGGGUUUGCAAAUCACCAGUGGUACACCUCAAUUUGGGAACCCCUGGUUCUCUCCUAUGGGUGUAGAUCACAUGAGUGGGCUUUCUGGUGUAAAUGUUCCAGGAAACGCAUCUUCUGGCUGGUGUAUCUUCAUCUACAACCUUGGUCAAGAUGCUGAUGAGGGAAUCCUCUGGCAGAUGUUUGGCCCCUUUGGUGCGGUUACCAAUGUGAAAGUUAUUCGAGAUUUCAACACCAACAAGUGCAAAGGUUUUGGUUUUGUGACCAUGACAAACUAUGAAGAAGCUGCAAUGGCCAUAGCAAGUCUUAAUGGCUACCGCCUGGGGGACAAAAUCUUACAGGUUUCCUUCAAAACCAACAAGUCCCACAAAUAACUUGCUCGUGCUUUUUGUAUGGAAUAGAUAAUGGAGUGACAGAAGUUGAAACAUUUUUGUUAGUGUAAAACUCAUUUUGCGCCAAUUUUCACAAGUGUUUGUCUUAGUCUAAAUGAGAAGUGAAAAGGUUUUAUAUUCUGGGAUGCAACUGACAUGUUCAAAUGUUUGAAAUCCCACAAUGUUAGACCAAUUUUAAGUUCCUUUAAGUUAUUUCAUUUAAAACAUGUUAAAAAUCCCCUGAAAUCUUAAGUAGAUUGCAUUAACUAGACCCUCUGGAUGGUGGUAAAAUUGAAGCAUGCUUUCACUUAUGAGACUAACAUUUGUUUCAUUGAAUGUUGUCUGCAAAAACUGGAAUUUUCUGAAAAAUAUCAGGCUGAAUUCAUUGAUUUUCUUUGGUUUUAUGUUGUUCUUCCUGCCCAUACCCCUGUCCUUUUGUUCCCCCUCAGUUUCAGUAGUAUGGAAGAAAAGUUGAGAAAUACUAAUGUUUUAGUUGACAGUAAAUUGUUUGAUAAAUUAAUAUUCAUUACUCUGUGUCUAGUUGAGGAUCAGGCUUUUUAAAGUCAAGGUCUUGUAAGUAGUAGCAUGCCAGCCUAACUUUAACACCAUUGAGGAGGUAAGUUGCACACUGAGCAGUGGUCAAGCUGUCCAAUUCACAGGUUUUAGAAAUGUGACUUUUAAAACCCACUUUGAGAGGAAUGGACCAAAGAGUUUCAAAGAAACUCCGGGAAGAUUUCAGAGUCAAAAUGAAACUCCAAAAAUGCGAGUGUGAAUAUAUGUUGCUACUUUAUCAGACUGAAUCUCUUCUGUCCAAAUAUUUAAUGCAUGGUGCACUACUUACUGGUACAUUAUAAUGCAGCAAGAUACUUACUCAUUUUCCAAGAUCAUUGUAGUUGGAAUUCCUUUGGCAGUUCUAUUUUGUAAAGAAAAACCAGUUAUAAACAUUUGAGCAUUGUAUUUCUCGCAUCCCUUCUAAUGAGUGCUAGUUUUUUCUAUUUUAAUAGGAUUUUGUUUUGACAACUAGCUUUACUUACUGAACACUCAGCAGAAAAGUACUUACAACUUGCAAGUUAGAUAUUAACCAAAAAAUCCCUUUGAUUUGUAGAUUUAAAGAUUAAUCCCCCAGGUUUUCUGCAGACUGCCUUGAAACUUUGAGUUGUUCUGUUUCUGUUAAUUUUCUUUUGCUUUUUUGUGUUUUUUGUUUGUUUUUACUUUUGCAUUUAAGAACAUUAAAUUUGAUUUUGUUUUGCUCAAAUUUUGUUUUGUUUUUUAUUUUCUGUUCUUUUUUUUGCUAAGUAUUGCACAAAGUGUCCAGCUUUCAGAGUGCUGUUUAAGGAACUGUAGCUCCGCUUUCAGAGAAUUUUAAUUUACUGCUUUGACAGAUAAGUAGAAGAAAAGAGUUUUGAAACAAGCACCACAAUAAAUCUGUCACAUAGAAAUGAGUGUCACAGACUGAUGUACACCCUCAGGUGUGCUUGGGUAGGAAACUGGGAAGGCUGACCAUACCUGUACAGGUGUGUGAGCUGCUGUGCACACCUAGAGACUAGGCUCUGGUGUUUAUGUAGGUAGGGCAGGUGUGAAAAUAAUGUCUGUGGCAGUUUAAUGCAGCGUCUCCUUGUUUUGCCUGAAUCUCUACCAGCUCCAGAGUUCAUUUCCAAACUCAAGAGGCCAGUCCAUGCUGCCUGCUUCUCUCACUCCAUCCCCAGCUGACCUUGCCUUAUGCUUGCCGCUGUUUGUCCUCUCCUUGUACUCUCCCUGCCAUGGGAUCUGCACAGCCUGAGGGCUCCCUCAGCCUCCACAUGUGACUGAGUUGGUGCCCAGCUCCAGGGAGGACCUGUGGGAGCUGCUGAUGUUUCUGGACCUGCCCAGGACCUAUCUAAACCCUGCAGAUAGGCCUUGGCCCAGCAAGCAGCCUUCUGCUGAGUUUGAGCUUGUGUGCGGUGAAUGCAGGUGGGAUUUUUCCUGUUAAGGCAUCCAACCUUGCCUCUCCUCCCAGUCUGCUCCCUCCCUAUCUCUUGAGGUGCUCAGUGGAACAGUGACUGUGACACAGCAGCCAGGCCACUCCCACCCCCCAAAGCUGCUCUUGACUGUCAGAGGUUUCCUUCCACCAUCCAUUUAUCAUGUCUAUGAUUAUUUCCUUUCUGCGUACAAGCAGAGCUUGGGAAGCAUUCUGGCUGUUCUCCCAAGUCAAAGCUGUGGGGUACAGAGAAGGUCUCUUUCAUGUCCCAUCAUUGUUGAACCCUGCACUGUCCUGUUCCACAGGAGUUGGGCUGUAGUCGUUCCUAGUUCCUGUCAUUCUCUCUUGCUUUAUUCCAUUGAAGAUAAAUUUGCUGCUAAACUAAAAUGGGAGUUGCUGUUUAUCACAAUAUUUAGCGGGGGUUCAGAUUUCCAGCGAGUGACCCCUAAACAUGACUCUUAUCAUCAGUACUGGUUCCAAGCACACUGGCCAUGGCAGCAGCACAUUGCUGUGCUGCCACUUUUGAAAAAAACCCUUCUCUUGAAUGCCUUCUGGCAUCACUGUUCCUUUCUUUUUCCACUGCUUCCCUAUUUUUCCGUCUCUCGUUCUUUGCUAAGUAAGAAGGAAAUGCAGGAUAUGGUUUUGUACUGCUACUACAACAAUCUCUUUUAGGAAAGAUCUGAUUUCAGCUUUCUUUGAUAGUUGCUCUGAUAAUAACUUUCAGGCAAAUGGUAUGAGCAAAGCACUGCUGCUUGAGUCAGGAAAAGAGGAAAAACUCCUGCUAAUAUCCAGAGCUGAUACCAGAAGUAGUAUAUGAUCUGUGCUAUUCUAACAGUCAGUAAAAUCUUGGCAUAAAUAGCUGAAGUCCAGAAAAAUUUGUGUAUAUAUUCUUGAUGCUUUUGGUCCUAUACCAAAAUGCUUGUGCAUCCUACUAGUAAAGACCAAAAGGAAGCUUCUGGGGAUGGAAACUAAAUUCUAACAAGACAUCUGCCAGGAGUUUUACUGCCCAAAAGGUAGGAGCAACUGUUUUCCUCCUCAGACUGCUUUGAAGCUCUCACUUGAACAGACCUGUUUCAAGAGAGUUUUUGGCCUCUUAAUUCUCAAAGAGUGCUCUGCUUUUUCAUCCAUCCAUUUGAUGGAAGCCAGGUGUUUCUGUCAGGUGAUGCUUCUAUCAGUAAGCACUUACAGGAUCUUUGUAGAACCAAAGGCUGUCUCAAAGCAGAGGUCUCACAUUGCUCAUGAGAUUCAGUGGUCUCAUUGAGGUAGAGAGUUCUGGAAAGUCUUAAUUGCUGGACUAGGAUGUGAUAAUCAGAUUCUGGAGAGCUGAAUUUUUUGGUCUGUACUGUGAGAUGUGCUACAGGAACAGCUGAGAUGGGAGUGUUUUGGGGUCCUUUAGAGUAGGUUAAGAGUCUCUUGGGACAGCCCCUGGUGUAGGUUCUGAAGGACCAGGUGUAAUUUCUGCUGAAAACACAGUUGUUUGUGCUGCUGCCUCAGGGUCUCAUGCAUAGAUGCUGAGGGGAGUCACUGCAUUUGCUUCCCAGUUGUCCACAUGAAGGAAUUCUUCCCAUGCAGAAUGCUGGCCAUGAGCCUCAUCACCUGUAAACCUCCUGUUAACCGUUAGCAGAUAGGGAAAUCCCACAUAAAUAUGGAAGAGGAAUCUCUCUCUGUCCUUGGUGUGAGCUGGCAAAGGCACAUGCAGAUCCUUCAGGUGAGGGGAUGGCAACACCAGAAAUCCAGACGUGAGCAGAAUCAGAGCAGCUCGGUGUGUUCAGUUCUCAGUGAUUCCCUGUUAGAUGGUGUCUGUUCACGGAUGUGUUGGAUUUAUUUUAUUUUAUUCUUCAAGCUGCAUUAUCAUAAAAUUUGGUUUACUUGACCUGCUCCACUCUCCUGUCAGAGACUGGCCAGUGCAGUUACUGUUGCCUCCUGAGCCUUCCUCUGCCAGUUCCUGCAUCUCUUCUUGCUCUGGAUCUGGGAAAGGCUUCAGGAUCCAGCUCUUAGGGUGAGGAGAGAAGUCACAUCACCACAGUGGUGUGUGUGGUCACACAGCUUUUCCUUCCAUUUGCUUGGAUAUGUUUUUUGUACAUCUAUAUCAUGUGAGUAUGAAAACCAUGGAAAAUCUAGAGACAAGUCACUGGAGCAGGAUAAAUUGUGUUCACUGCAGUGAACACUGGUUGGUCAGUGUGUGGUCACUUGCCCUUGUCCAGAUGAUCAAAGGGUGUUUGCAUGGAGAGGACACCUAUUUUUAUAGGGGGAUUGAACAUUGCAGAAAUGUUAUUGAUACAAAGCAGUUAAAAAUCUUUUUUUGAAAAGUUUAAAAAAAAAAACUUGGUAUCAUUUAUAGAAAGAAUAUCCAGCAGUCAAAACCAAAAUGAUGAACCAACUGUAAAGGUGAUCCAUUAUUUUAAGGCUGAGUUUGGAAAAUGAAUAGUCCUUAAGGUCCUUCAACAUUUGUUACAAUUCUAUGUUUCUUUAAUGUUCUGGGUAAGGUCAAUAAAGUAGAAAGUCUUCAAAUAUUUCAGGAGAAGUUUUUUUUCAGUGCAUUUUAGACGGCAAUAACUCAAGUUCCUUUUUGGAUAGUUUAUUACAUACAUGUUUUAAAACAACAAACUUGGAGAAUGUCCCCACGUUUACUUUUCUAACAUAAUAUACAUAUGAUAAACUGUUUAUUCAAAGUAGCUCCUCUGAUAGCUCUGCCUGCAGAAGGUUAGAGUUUGUGGGAGGUUUUUAACACCCAGCUCUUGUGAGCUGCUGGUAGCCUGGUUCAAUCACAUAAACAUGGAGCAGUUUGUCUGGAGGCUGCCUCUCUCAGAAGGUCACCUUACUUUUUAUUUCCAUAACGAAGAAAUGUGUCCUUUAUAACUCUGUCAGUGAAGCACCUUAUUGUUACAUUUCUACAUUUAGUCACCUACAAUUAGCUUUAGAGGGAAGGGACCAAAUUCACCUUUAGCAUAAAGAAACACCAACCCCUUGAGCUCUCUGAGUGGAGCUGCACUUGUGUUUUGGCUUUUUCUCAUUUUGUUUUUAUUUUCCAAGAGCUGAAUUGUCACCUGAGGUAUUUUAAUCUCUGUUUGGAAGCAGGGGAGUCUUUUUGUGCCUUCAGCAAGUUCCUCUAACGUAGCUCUGCACUUCUCAAGGUUGGCUGCUCAGCACAGUAGAAUGGAUAAAUCCAGAGCACAAGAGGCCAGUGGUUAUUUUCUCUGAUUAUUGUAUUUAUUAUUACUGGGUUUCUCCUUACUAAUAUAAAGAAUGAAAAAUGUGGAGUUCAUAAAAAGGGUCUCAAUUCCCUCCCUCUCGCUUGGAAGAGGCGGUGCCUCCAUGACAACCAGUGGAUUGAAAAUCACCGGUCAUUUCUGAGCGUCCGCUCUAGGUUGAUCAGCUACGGCGUCAUUUCAGUGGUUGCUGUUUGUAGUAGUCUCAUGUAGUCAAACAAAACCAAACUCAAAGUGUUGCUUUCUCAUCCUGCAUGAUUUAAAACCAGUCCAAGUCUUUAUGAUCUCUAAAGCAUAACUCACCACCCCAUGGGUGGGUUUGACAUUCAACUCUGGAGAUUCCUUCUAGAUGACAAGAUCACACUCGAUCAAACAGCAACAAAGGUUUAGAAAUAUUUUUCUGUUGAGUGGAGUUUUCAGCACUGAAAUUCUCUUUUGUUGCUAAUGAUGGGAAAACAGUAGUGGUAGAACUGCCACUUGAAACUUUGGAAAAUUGCUUCUGUGUUCACAUUUUAGAAUCUCAAUAUUCUCCUACUGUUGUUCCUGAUUUCUAAACAUUUUUGAGCAAGUUUUUAGUGGUAUGGCUGAGCUUUUUCACUUGGUCAUUGGGAAGAAAAUUACUUGAGACAUUUGAAACAUAAGUUGGGAUAAACCUUUAUUUGAUGAGUAAUUUGAAUAAUACUGUACUUCUAGUCUUUUUAUUGAUUUCCUUUCCUUUAACUUAUGUAAUCUUUUGUUUAUAAAUUAAUCUGUUUGUGGGACAGAAGGUUUUAUCAAUUGCUUUCCAUACUGUACAGUAUAUGAUUACACAUUUUGUAUAUUUAGUGUGUUUUUAAGUUAUUGAUUUGUUUUAUAUCAAAUAAUUUAUUUUUCAGGUACCAUUUUCAUUUAAACUUUGUUUUUACAUGGGUUUACUUUAAAUAAAGUAUGACACUGCUUUCCAAAUGUCUAAAAUGAAGUUGAAUCCCAUUGUGUUAUUUUGAGAUGAUUUAUGUAAAUUAACUUAUUUUAGAAAUAACUGCAAAAAUGUACUGAGUUCAUACUUUGGUUGUGCGUCAAUUCAAGUGCUUGGAAAUUCUCUGCAAUGAUUUUUGAGCAGUUCGAAAAAAUUGAGUUUUCAUAUUGAAACAGUUCAAAGAUUUGUUGAUGAAGCAGCAGUUUUGUAGAAUCCUGUGGAUGGAGUUAUGAACAUUGUUUUCUAUAUGGAUUUUCAAAAUUAAAUGAAAUAACUCAUAGAUAUUUUA